Malaya genurostris is the source of this 3649-nucleotide messenger RNA. RefSeq names its product glycerol-3-phosphate acyltransferase 1, mitochondrial (gene mino). NCBI's taxonomy places the organism in Eukaryota, Metazoa, Arthropoda, Insecta, Diptera, Culicidae. Gene Ontology annotation, cellular component: mitochondrial membrane. The transcript is spliced from 9 exons. The record is from RefSeq and is a predicted model, not a curated record. Bases 596 to 3247 code for a protein of 883 amino acids.
CAGCAACACAUGCACGCGAGCGGCGAUCGGGGCCACAACAAAACAAUCGCGGCAUUGGCUGGCGAUUUUCAGUCGCAUUUCACUGACCGAGAUGUUCGGAUCGUAGUCUCUGCAGAACUUUGCCAACCCUCUGUGCGUUUUUUGGUAGCGGUUUCGUUUUGAUAGUGUUUUUGUGUCGGCUAUUUGGCGGCUACUGUCCUCAGAAGAAAUUUGGAUAAGUGCCAGUUCGCGGCCGGGCUUCCGUUCGACGGUGGCGUGAUCGUUUGUCACCACCCCCAAUUCCGAAAAGGAAUUCAACUUGAUAAAAUCAUACCCAUAGCUACGGAGCAUACAUAGCUUGGCUACCGCGUUCCCGUGUCUUCUCCGGAGACCAGUGCUUGAUGUUUGCCUAAAGUUGAUGAACUGUGAUCAUAACCAUUGACCAUUCAAUAAUAACGUGGUAGUGAAACGGUUGUGUACAUCAUCCGCUGCAGUCGGAGUUGAAUGAGUAGUGAAAUAGAUGCAAUUUAAUUGUCGUCUUGAAACAGUCUUUCGCUAUCUUUAGAUAGAUUACGGUGCACUCGAGUGCAGUCAUCGGAACCCUUGUACCUACAGCAUGGUUGGAAUUGUGGAAGUCGUGCUGUUUCUUGCCGUGGUGGGAUACUUCUUCAACAAAAGAAGAGGCACAGACAUGGUGGACAUAAUAUCAAAUCGUGUGCAGGAAGCGUACGGAUCCUUCCGCUUACCGGGCAUGUUCGGAUCUACAACCACCCAGACGGUAGAGGGCGGUGGUUUUUCCACCUAUGCAAUGCUCAAGCGCUUUGGUGAGCAGAGGAAACGGAAACGCCAGACCGAUAAAGACAAUGACCGGAAGAUGCGCGAGGAGAGUCUCUACCUGAUGAAGGAUUCGGCAACCCCACACAUAUCGCCCGAAAUAAAGCCGAUACCCGGUUUAGCCUGUCGGUUCUGUUCGCCGAAUGAAAGCCAACCCCAGUUGGAUGCGUCUGACCGUCGCCGUAACGUGAUCGACAUUCUACGCGUGACUACGCAUGCAGGUGAACGAACCAACAGCAGCUCCCUGGACUGGGGUGUCUGGUGUCCCCAUCUGGCACAGGCAGCCCGUGUCGUCAAGUUCGACUAUCCUCAAGUGGCCGGUGCAGUGCUAAGCGAAGACCGGAUAAAGCAAGCGCUGGAAAUUGCAGCUACGGAAUCGGUGAACGAAAAGCGCCAGGAGCUGGGCAACAAUGAGAACGAUGAAUCAUUCGACGAGGAUGCAUUCUACAAUCAAUCUUUGAAAGCUCACGAAAAACGGGCAGGAAAGAUUUUGAUCGGUAUGCGUUCGAAGUUGUCAAAUUUCGUACUGCGUAUCACGUCUUGGGUGCUGUACAAACUGCUACCGUGCUUUAUUUCCGGCGUGGCAGCUCAUCCCGGUCAGAUCGACAUGAUCAAACGAGCGAUUGCGAAUCAUCCGGAUAUUCCGUUGAUCUUUCUGCCGCUGCACCGAUCUCAUCUGGACUACAUCAUGGUCAGUUUUAUUCUGCUAAACAACGACAUCAAGUGUCCUCUGGUUGCCGGAGGAGACAAUCUUCGUAUCCCAGUUUUCGGAAACAUCCUGCGUUAUGAUGGAGCGUUCUUUAUCAAGCGGAAGAUCGAUCCGAUAACCGGUAAGAAGGAUCACGUCUAUCGAUCAGUUCUGCACACGUACAUCCAAAAGUGCUUGACUGCCGGACAUAACGUGGAAUUCUUCAUAGAAGGAGGUCGUACCCGAACCGGAAAACCCUGUAUGCCAAAGAGCGGUAUUUUAUCAGUGAUCGUGGAUGCUCUACACGACGAAACCAUCGCGGAUGCUUUGCUGGUUCCGGUUUCCAUCAACUAUGAAAAACUAGUCGACGGAAAUUUCGUACGAGAACAGCUAGGCCAGAGGAAGGUACCGGAAAGUUUCACAUCCGCUGCUUCCGCAAUCAUGAAAGUCCUCAAAUCCGGCUACGGUUUAAUGCGCAUCGAUUUCAAUGAACCAUUCUCGCUUACACAGCUAGUGAAAUCACUGCGUAAAUCGGAAAUCGUUGCAACUCCCACGUUGGAAAUGAGACGCCUUCAGCAUAAACCGUCUACCUCUUCGCUCUACGGUACCGACGUCGUUCUGGAAGAACAGGAACAGCGAACACUAGUCGACAGCAUCGCACGUCACGUUGUGUAUGACUGUGCCAAGGCCACCUCCGUGAUGACUACCAAUGCGUUGGCUUUCUUACUUUUGAAUCGUUUCCGCGAUGGGGCACCGCUUUCCAUACUUUCGGAAGCACUAGACGAACUGCGAAACAUUCUGGAUUCCUCCAGUCGCGAUCUGGGAUUCACCGGAAAGUCCGAAGACGUCGUGAAAUAUGCAGCAGAUCUGCUUGGUCCUGGUCUUGUGACAAAGGAAAAACGUGGCACUCAGAUGUUCAUCAAACCGGUCACCAUGAUUCCGAACGUGAUCGAACUGUCAUACUACUCGAACAGUUUGAUACCACACUUUGUCAUUGAUUCGAUCGUGAUCACUUGCGCUACCCUUCUAAAACGGGAAGCAGAGCGACGACAGCAGGAAUUGAAACUAUCCACCGACGAUGUCAGUAUUGGCCGGUCGCAGCUGUUUCAUAAUUGUUUGGAAUUCUGCGAUCUAUUGAUGUACGAAUUUAUUCUUUGUAAACCGUGCCAAAAUCUGGAGACAGUUCUUCAGGAUUGCUUUGACAAGCUGUGUAUUCGGGAACUGCUGGCUCAACCACAGGUUGAAUAUACAGAGGAACAGCAACAUGCCCGCCGAAUAGCCGCCCGUCUGGAGAUGGAAGACUUGGAUGAUGGGGUCAGCAGUGAGGAUGAUUAUUUCGGUGAAAACGAGGCCGAACAGGACGAUGAAGUCAGAGUGUUCCUACCAGCGGAGAAGCAUUGCGAUCGGAUAGUGCUGCAAUCGGUGCUGGCACCGUUCACCAGUACCUACGCGGCCGUAGCAUUCUGUCUGCAAAAGCUAGUCGAUGCCAAUUCCAUGGUUGAAGGUGAAUUCAUACAACUGUGCAUUAAGGAACUAAACAGCCGUGUUGAACAGGGAACAUGUAAAUACGGUGAAAGCAUAUCAACCGAUUCGGUGCGAAGUUGUCUGAAGGUACUGGAGAAACGUUCGUGCAUCGAAAUAAGCAACUGUAGCGGUACCCGAACGGUAUCGCUGACGCCCGUGUACGAUUCCACGACGGAAGUGCAGAGCAUCAUCCGGUCGAUGGAGAAAUUUGUUCCAGUUUAGCUGCUAUCAGCCGGCAGGUUAGACGCAACUUAUUCCUAGAGACCGAGAGACUGUUGUACGUAAGUAACAAAGUUAGAGCGGGACUGACAGUGCACCGGAGGAAGUGACAUUAUGCAUAUGAAAGAACAGAGUGAUAUUCAGGUAACCCGAUCUGUGUAGCUAGUGAUGACUUGAGAUGAGCAUUUGUUUUACCAAUAAUUUAACAUUGCAAAAUAACAGAAGACAGUAGACAAACACGAACGCCCAGUCGACGCUAAGUAAUUGUAGCAAAUCCAGGUUGAAUUUUUGUAGAUUAUAGCUUGUUUUAUGCGAAGCAACAUUUUUUUUUAUGAAUAGUCCUCCUUUUUAAAGAGGAAAACGCGCAAUAAACGCACACAGUUAAACUUAGUGAUACAUGAAGAA